AGUUGCAGGAAUGGCCAGGUGGACUUUGUGGCGCCAACCCUCUUUGCUCCCCGCCAGCUGUUGGGAUGAGCUGAUGGCAGCGGGUGUGCGCAGGAGCAGCAGCAGCAGCGUGCCGAUGGUCAGACAGGCCUUCUCCGAGAGCAGCAGCAUCGUCAAACCCUUCGCAGAGAUUCCUGGGCUGUGGAAGAACGGCGUGGCCAACCUGUACAAUUUUUGGAAGCUGGAUGGCUUCAAAAACCUUCACCGGAUCAUGGUGCAGAAUUUUAACACUUUUGGACCCAUUUACAGAGAAAAGAUAGGCUACUAUGAAAGUGUAAACAUCAUCAACCCGGAGGAUGCUGCCAUCCUGUUCAAAGCAGAGGGACAUUAUCCAAAAAGGCUGAAAGUCGAAGCAUGGACCUCAUACAGAGACUACAGGAAUCGCAAAUAUGGAGUUCUACUGAAGGAUGGGGAGGAAUGGAGGUCCAAUCGGGUCAUCCUCAACAAGGAGGUGAUCUCGCCCAAGAUGCUGGCAAACUUUGUUCCCUUGCUGGACGAAGUGGGCCAAGACUUUGUGGCCAGGGUCCACAAGAAGAUACUGCGAAACGGACAGAACAAGUGGACCACUGAUCUCUCUCAGGAACUCUUCAAAUAUGCACUGGAAUCUGUGAGCUCAGUUCUGUACGGCGAGCGUCUGGGCUUGAUGCUGGACUACAUCGAUCCGGAAUCUCAGCACUUCAUCGACUGCAUCACUCUCAUGUUCAAGACUACCUCGCCCAUGCUGUACAUCCCGCCUGCUCUGCUCAGGCGCCUUGGAGCCAAAGUGUGGCGUGACCACGUGGAGGCUUGGGAUGGAAUCUUUAAUCAAGCUGACCGCUGCAUCCAGAACAUCUACAGAAAGUUACGGCAGGAGAGCGGCCAAGCGGCCAAAUACCCAGGAGUACUGGCCAGCCUGCUCAUGCUGGACAAGCUGUCCAUUGAAGACAUCAAGGCCAGUGUCACCGAGUUAAUGGCGGGGGGGGUUGACACGACUUCUAUCACAUUGCUGUGGACGUUAUAUGAGCUGGCCAAACAUCCCAACCUCCAGGAAGAGUUGAGGGCAGAGGUGGCCUCAGCCAGGGCCCAGUGUCAAGGAGACAUGGUCGAGAUGCUCAAACACAUUCCUUUGGUCAAAGGAGCUCUGAAGGAAACACUAAGGUUGCAUCCAGUAGCAGUGAGCUUGCAGAGAUACACAGCAGAGGACAUCAUCAUUCAGAACUACCAGGUCCCAGCGGGGACCCUGGUGCAGUUAGGUCUCUAUGCAAUGGGAAGAGACCCCAAGGUGUUUUGUCGCCCCGAGCAAUAUCAGCCCUCUCGCUGGCUCAGGACCCAGACCCACUACUUCCGCAGCCUGAGCUUCGGCUUCGGCCCGCGCCAGUGUAUAGGACGCAGGAUAGCUGAGACGGAGAUGCAGAUCUUUCUCAUCCAUAUGCUGGAGAACUUCAAAGUGGAGAAACAAAGACAUGCAGAUGUGCGGAGCACCUUUGAACUCAUACUCCUACCAGAUAAGCCCAUACUUCUAACUCUCAAGCCCCUGCACUGUAGUCCAUAGUUUGUUUCAAUAAUAACCAAAACAUGCAUUAUUUUAAUUUAUUAGCACGUGAGCAAAGGCCUUUGUUAGGUCAUGGCCCUGUUUGAGUGUAAUCUGGAAUAAUAAUCAUCUCUAUUCCAUGUGUGCAAAUAAAAUACUGCAAAUGACACAUAA
Nerophis lumbriciformis (worm pipefish) is the source of this 1723-nucleotide messenger RNA. RefSeq names its product cytochrome P450 family 11 subfamily A member 1, tandem duplicate 2 (gene cyp11a1.2). Gene Ontology annotation, biological process: cortisol metabolic process; glucocorticoid biosynthetic process; cholesterol metabolic process. Gene Ontology annotation, molecular function: iron ion binding; monooxygenase activity; heme binding. Lineage: Eukaryota; Metazoa; Chordata; Actinopteri; Syngnathiformes; Syngnathidae. Gene Ontology annotation, cellular component: mitochondrial inner membrane. The record is from RefSeq and is a predicted model, not a curated record.